Molecule: messenger RNA, 861 nt
Organism: Callorhinchus milii (elephant shark)
Lineage: Eukaryota; Metazoa; Chordata; Chondrichthyes; Chimaeriformes; Callorhinchidae
Gene: rps4x
Product: ribosomal protein S4 X-linked
Biological process (GO): translation
Cellular component (GO): cytosolic small ribosomal subunit; ribosome
Molecular function (GO): RNA binding; structural constituent of ribosome
Source: RefSeq, marked provisional
CUUUUCCCCUCAGACACAGUCAUGGCCCGAGGUCCAAAGAAGCACCUGAAGCGCUUGGCAGCGCCCCGGCACUGGAUGCUGGACAAGCUGACGGGGGUGUUUGCUCCACGUCCGUCUACUGGUCCCCACAAACUUCGGGAAUGUCUUCCCCUCAUCAUUUUCCUCAGAAACCGUCUGAAGUACGCUUUGACCGGUGAUGAAGUGAAGAAGAUCUGCAUGCAGAGAUUCAUUAAGAUUGAUGGCAAGGUUCGCACCGAUAUCACCUACCCAGCUGGCUUCAUGGAUGUCAUCAGCAUUGACAAGACUAAUGAACACUUCCGUCUGAUCUAUGACACCAAGGGGCGUUUUGCAGUGCACAGAAUCACCGCCGAGGAAGCCAAGUACAAACUGUGCAAGGUCAGGAAGAUCCUCGUAGGUACCAAGGGCAUCCCUCACCUGGUUACACACGACGCCCGCACCAUCCGCUACCCCGAUCCUAUGAUCAAAGUCACCGACACCGUGCAGAUCGAUCUGGAGACCGGCAAGAUCACAGACUUCAUCAAGUUCGACACAGGCAACUUGUGCAUGGUUACCGGAGGUGCUAACUUGGGUCGUAUUGGCGUGAUUACCAAUCGGGAGAGGCACCCUGGCUCUUUUGAUGUCGUUCACGUCAAGGAUGCCAAUGGCAACAGCUUUGCUACCAGGCUGUCCAACAUCUUUGUAAUUGGAAAGGGUAACAAGCCAUGGGUUUCCCUGCCCCGUGGGAAGGGAAUCCGUCUCACUAUUGCUGAGGAGAGAGACAAGAGGCUGGCUGCCAAACAGAGCAGCGGUUGAGUAUCUGAAUUCUACAGUACCCCCAAACACAUAAAACUGUCUUUAUGU